AUGGGCAUUCCAGCUACCACAUAUAACAACCUUGCGAGACCCACCGGAGUCACCAAACGUCGCUCCAGCCCUCGUCGCGGCUCACUCAAGAUCAGGCGCACUCGCAGUAGAGACCGCUUCUUCUGGUACAGUGCCUCCGACGGCGUCUCUCGCCUUGUCAACUCCAACAACAGCAUCCCUGAGCAAGUAAACAACUACAGCUUCGCUCCUUCCGAGUUCCACCACGAAGCCUACCCCAAGACAUUCCCCGUGGGCGGCGUCUGGCCACCCCAGCAAAUCGACGACCUUGUAUUCGCCACCGGCUCCGAAAACACCGACUGCGUCGGCGACACCUGCUACAAUGGCAACAUCUGUGAGGAUUUGGAUUGCACACACACCCUCGCCGCCUGGAAAGCCGCCACCUCCGACUGGGAGAAACACUUCGAGUUGCGCAAGACGGAGCAUCGAGGUAUCGGCGUAUACACCAGGCACGCGUUUCGCCAGGGGGCUAUCCUGGGCUGGUACGCAGGCGAACUCAAAACGCUUGCAUCCAUGGACGGCAGCAAGAGUGACUACCUUAUGGAGAUUGAGAUUGGCGACAUUUCACCGCACACGCCGCUCGAGCCAACACCGAGUAUUUACAUUGAUGGCGAGCACAAAGGGAAUUGGACAAGGUUUAUCAACCAUUCUUGCGCGGCGGACUGUGUGUUUCGCAUCAUGCGGGUGGGGAACACGAGGAUCAUGGCGGUGGAGGCGAUCAAAGAUAUACCGAGGGGGAAGGAACUUAGUGUUGAUUACGGGGAACAGUAUUAUGGUUUGACAACUAAGAAGAGGUGUGCUUGCGGGGUGCCGGAGUGUGUGGAGCGGAGGAGAAUAAGGCUAGAGAAGGCGAUGGAACGGAGGAAGACCGCAGAGAAGGCGAUGGAACGGAGGAAGACCGCAGAGAAGGCGAAGAGAAAUGGAAAUAUCAAGAGGUGUAGGCGGGUUGCGCCGCCAAUCUUGGUCUAG
Molecule: messenger RNA, 987 nt
Organism: Didymosphaeria variabile
Lineage: Eukaryota; Fungi; Ascomycota; Dothideomycetes; Pleosporales; Didymosphaeriaceae
Exons: 1
Coding region: 1-987 (328 amino acids)
Biological process (GO): regulation of DNA-templated transcription
Cellular component (GO): chromatin; nucleus
Molecular function (GO): histone H3K36 methyltransferase activity; protein binding
Source: RefSeq, a predicted model, not a curated record